Molecule: messenger RNA, 1887 nt
Organism: Mycosarcoma maydis (corn smut)
Lineage: Eukaryota; Fungi; Basidiomycota; Ustilaginomycetes; Ustilaginales
Product: putative WD-repeat protein involved in ribosome biogenesis
Exons: 1
Coding region: 1-1887 (628 amino acids)
Biological process (GO): ribosomal large subunit assembly
Cellular component (GO): nucleolus
Molecular function (GO): protein binding
Source: RefSeq, a predicted model, not a curated record
AUGGCCACUCAGAUCCCACAAAGGUCUGCCAAGCGGCAACGGUUGGCGGAUGAAAAGGCUGCUCGCGAGGCGGCGUCGCUGCAGGCUCAAGGCCAACUCGGUCCUUGCACCGAAACGCUCGUGAUCCAGUUCCAAUCUGGUCAAGAUGGCUCCUUGCUCGGUCCCACGAUCACUCUACCAGGUGCUACAGGCCAGAAGGAACUCGAAGCCAUCAUCAAUCAGCUUCGACGUCAGCUCAAGCAAACGCAAGCUCCCAAAAAGCGAUCGGUAGACGAUCCUGAUACAGGCUCCGAUGAUGAUGACGACGACGAUGACCAAGACUUGCCGUAUGCCUUCCACGUCGAUGUGCAACAGCUGGUCGCAAGCGCCGGUGGCAAGAGCGAAGAAACCGAGCAACUUGUCAAGAGCAAUGCGCGCUUGCCUAUCAAUCAUUCUCUCACCCAAGAUGUACUCAACGCGCAGGCGGCAAAGAAGCUCGGUCUGAGCCAAGAAGAUACUCUUACGGUCGUGUUUGAGCCACAAGCAGUUUUCAAGGUACGACCUGUCAGUCGAUGCUCGAGCACGAUGAGCGGUCAUGCUUCUCCUAUUCUUUGCAGCACCUUCUCACCAACCGGCUCAUUGCUGGCGACAGGUGCUGGCGAUAAGACGGCGCGUCUGUGGGAUCUCGAUACGGAAACGCCGAUGCACACGCUCGUUGGCCACUCGAACUGGGUUCUUUGUGCCGAGUGGGAAGGGAGGGAACGUAAGCUCGCCACCGGUGGAAUGGACGGAGAGGUGUGGAUCUGGGAGGCGCUUGACGCGCGCUUUACGGGGCGUAAAGCAUGGCUCUCACGGUCGGGCGAGCAAGUGGAUCAAGAGUGGCAGACCGAGCAGGAGCAGCUGCACGACACUGCCGAGACGGCCGAAUCCAACGACAAGCCUGCCAAGAUGGGUGUCAAGCAACGUAGAGCAGCGCGGAACGCUGCACCUUCAGGCAAACCUCUUCGCGGCCAUACAAAGUGGAUUACUUCACUCUCCUGGGAACCGAUCCACAUGAACCCGACGCAGCCGCGUCUCGCCUCUUCGUCCAAGGACGGUACGGUUCGCGUGUGGAAUGCCACUCUGCGCCGAUGCGAGUACGUGCUCGGUGGACACACGGCGUCGGUCAACUGUGUUCGUUGGGGAGGCGAGGGCGCCAUCUACACGGCUUCGUCGGAUCGAACCGUCAAAGUGUGGUCUGCCGACGGUGGAAGACUCCUGCGCACGCUCAACGAGCAUGCACACUGGGUCAACACGAUUGCUCUAUCCACCGAUUUUGUCGUGCGUACCGGUCCGUUUGACCACACUGGGCGCGCGUCUUGUUCGUCGUCGGCGUCGUACGUGCAACCUAGCGACGAGGACGCGCAAGCAUGCGCGCUGAAACGAUACAACCAAGCUACGUCCAACGGUACGCGUCCUGAAACCAUCAUCACUGGCUCGGACGACCACACGUUGUUUUUGUGGCCACCUCAAAUGAAUGGGUCUGCAUCGACACCCAAGAAGCCCGUUGCGCGCUUGACGGGCCACCAAAAGACGGUCAACCACGUCGCUUUCUCACCUGACGCAAACAAGAUCGCCUCGGCAUCCUUUGACAAUAGCGUCAAACUGUGGGAUGCGCAAACCGGCAAGUUCAUCGCUACGCUCCGAGGCCACGUCGCUUCUGUUUACCGUCUCGCCUGGUCCAGCGAUUCGCGAUUGCUCGUGUCCGCAAGCAAGGACUCCACCUUGAAACUCUGGGAUCCCAUCAAGACGUUCAAGAUCAGAAAGGAUCUCCCCGGUCACACCGACGAAGUGUACUGCGUCGAUUUCGUCGCUGACAAGGUCGCCAGCGGAGGACGCGAUAAGAACGUCAAGAUCUGGCGUCAUUAG